Messenger RNA from Ictalurus furcatus (blue catfish), 3862 nucleotides. RefSeq names its product zinc finger protein 513a (gene znf513a). NCBI's taxonomy places the organism in Eukaryota, Metazoa, Chordata, Actinopteri, Siluriformes, Ictaluridae. The coding region runs from base 412 to 2304 and encodes 630 amino acids. The record is from RefSeq and is a predicted model, not a curated record. Gene Ontology annotation, molecular function: DNA-binding transcription factor activity; RNA polymerase II cis-regulatory region sequence-specific DNA binding. The transcript is spliced from 5 exons. Gene Ontology annotation, biological process: regulation of transcription by RNA polymerase II.
AGUAACAUAAUAGUAAUAUUUAUUGAUUGGUUUAUUUGUUUGUUUGCUGGCUUUUCCCCUACUUGCAGCGUCCGUGGUGGAGGUCUCCGUCGUGACUACAAAUCCCAGUGGCAAGAAAACUACAUUCUGUCGUCACUUCCGGAAGCGGAUCACGUAGAAUUCCGGAAGAAAAUGUAUACAAUGGCAAUCUAGAAAUCAAUUAACUUGUGAAAAAAAGACCAUUAAUUGCCUUUCUUCGUGGCUGACGUGAUAUGGCAUGGCGGACAGCUCAUAUUAACGUCCUCUGACAUAACGCCAUUUUACUCGCACGCGAAGAGUUAUUUGAUGGCUAAAGCAGAAGCAGAAGGAAGAAUGAGCUGAUUGUAGCUGGCUUGUGGUAGAAGCUACUAAUCAAGAAAGGCUGGCUGGAAGAUGCCAAGAAGAAAACAACAGAAUCCACAACCUGUAAAGUUGGAUUCUGAAGAUGGCGUAAGCAUUAAUCCUGCAACAACCCUUACAUUUGAGAGUGACUUUCUUCUGGGCCAAGACCUUGACUUCUCAGAUGCUGAUAACGGCAAAAUCUUAGGUCUGGAGAAGUUUUCAGCUAAUAUCAGUCUGCCUAGUUUCCAACUGGGUGACGAAGAGAGCUCCUCCUUCAGCCACCUCAGCAUGGAGAGUGACACCCACGACCUACGCACUGCUGAGAACGAGCGAGAGGGCGCGAGAUCCGAGCCUGCGUUCCCUCUCUACGUCUCCUGCAGGGGCUGCGAUCAGCUCCUUGAUGAAGAUGAGCACUCAUGCCAGCGCUGCUCUAAACGGGAUGGAUCCAGCAUAGGGGACAGGAGUGUCCACAUAGGAGCACAGCCUGUGCUCAAAGGGGCAGAUGGAGAGCGAGAGGGCGCGAGAUCCGAGCCUGCGUUCCCUCUCUAUGUCUCCUGCAGGGGCUGCGAUCAGCUCCUUGAUGAGGAUGAGCACUCAUGCCAGCGCUGCUCUAAACGGGAUGGAUCCAGCAUAGGGGACAGGAGUGUCCACAUAGGAGCACAGCCUGUGCUUAAAGGGGCAGAUGGAGAGGGAGCGGGACCUGAGAACGGCCAGCAGAAGCUGAACUCUUGUCCGCUGUGUGGCUUUUCCUCGCGUUACACCAACCAUGUAAAGAGGCACAUGAAGACGCACAACGGCGAGAAGCCAUACCGCUGCUCUCUGUGCUCCUACGCCUCCGCACAGCUGGUCAACCUGCAGCGCCAUUUACGUAUCCACACAGGAGAAAAACCCUACCAGUGUGAGUACUGCACCUUCGCCUGCAGUUCCCUGGGCAACCUGAAGAGGCACCAGCGCAUGCACACUGUUGCAAAUCCUGCUCAGAACAUACAACAGCGAAUGCACACUGCCAUAAAUCCAGGCCAAAAUACACAUCAGAAUAUGCACGCAGUCGCAAAUCCUGCACAGAAUGCACAGCGGAUGAUGAGCGGCCUCAGCCUUUUAGGUCCUGUUGGAUGCCAGAGUCUAAAAGAGGAUGCUCCCCGUGCCUCGAGGGAAGUGCUUCAGUCCUCGGAAAUGAUGAAAGGGAAUUUGAGCAUUGGCAGAGACAGCGGAUAUCUCAAGGCUUUUGCAAGGCUGAAGUCAGAGCAGCAGUCGUGCACCCGGGCACAGCCUGGCGUUCUGCCUCCUCUGCUCUUCCCUUUCACGUGCAGGCUAUGUGGCCUGGUCCUGGAUGGCGAGGAUGGGUCGUCAGCGCAGAUCUGCGCCAAGUGCACCUUGGAAAUGCUGACUAAAGAUGCAGCAGGUAGCGUCAGCGAGCGGGGACACCGAGGGGACCGGGUGUACACAUGUGCAGCUUGCCCGUUCCUCACACACUACCCCAACCACCUGGCCCGGCACAUGAAGACGCACAGCGGCGAGAAACCUUACAAGUGCCCACAGUGCCCAUACGCUUCGGCCCACUUCGACAACCUGAAGCGGCACCACCGUGUGCACACGGGCGAAAAGCCCUACAAGUGCCACCUGUGUGACUACGCCUGUGGAAAUUUGGCUAACCUAAAGCGGCACCAGCGGGUUCACUCGGGUGCCAAACCUUUCCAAUGCAGCGUCUGCAGCUACAGCUGCAACCAGAGCAUGAACCUGAAGAGGCACAUGCUGCGUCACACAGGCGAGAAGCCACACAAGUGCCAUGCGUGCACGUACACUACAGGCCACUGGGACAACUACAAGCGGCACCAGAAGAAACACGUAGCAGGAACAGAAGAGUGGGAUACAGUGCCGCUGCCCGCCAAUGAGGAAGAGGCAGAGAUUGACGAGGAGGAGGAGGAGAAAGAAGAGGAAGUAUAGCCUGGCAAUGGGAGGAACAAUUGUAGUACGAUAAGAUUAUAUAAAAUUGAGAUGAAAUGUUACAGUACCAGCAUAAGCUUAGUUCUUGUUUUUUUUUUUUUUGUUUUUUUGCCCCCUUUGUGUCAUUAUGUUUCCAGCUGCUAAAAAGACUUGUGCACAAACUGUUUUCAUUCCCUUUGCGUAGGGUUGGAUGGGUAAUUCAAGACUCUGGAUCAGAGUGCCCUUGCUUCAUCAGUGCCAUACAGACAUUUUAUAAUGCUACCUAGAUGAAAUCCAAUUUCUCCUUCAUCGUAAAUCUCGCACGGAUGUUCAUUGAUCUGCGGUGCCACAGAGCCAUGUGUCCUUACUGGCUGAACCUUCUGUGGUUUCUCUGAGGCCUUUGCUGCUCAAACGGAUAGUUUUAAACCUUCACUACAUCCCUUUACAGUGCCAAAACUGAAUCCUAACCACAGCAGCUUUUACAUCUUCAAAUGUCAUUUUAUUUAAUAGCGACAGUGUUGCUCCUUGGUUGUAUGUCUUAACUGUGGACUUCUGUCUGAUGUUAAAAUAGUGCAUAGUAAACAUUUAGAAUGUCCUGACUUAUGUAAAGCACUUAUUUUUGUAGGUGUUUUGUUCGUUAAAAAGAAUGUUUGGCAUGCGUUUGCCAUCAGUGGCAUUAACUAAAAGAAAAGGGACCAUGAAUUCUAUAUGCAGUUUAUAACCUUCAGGUUGCCAAAAAAUGAUUGAGAUGGAUUCCUUUCGAUGUGUGGUGCUUAAGUGCUCUCUUGUAAUUAUGCAGUCAUUUCAUAAUUGCCUUAAAUAUCCUGGAAUAAAGUACUCUGUGGUGAGACUUGUGUAUGAUGCAUGAUGAAAUAUAAUGGGGGCUGAACAGUGGCAUGAAAAAGCUAAACUGUCUGUUAUCAAAACUUACUGGCAACUCUUUUCUUUUUUUUUUUUGCAGUGGUGAAAUGGCUGCUCCAAACUCAGUCUGGUAAAGUUUGUGGUAGUUAGUAAACAAACUUCCUUGUGCUAUCAUUUUUAUGACAGUAUUGUAGUGUCAUAAAAGCCACUCUGCAUUAUGAAUCUACACUACAGACCAAAAGUACCUUCAUUUUCUACAGAUGCCUUUUGGAAAAAUGUGAACCUGUCCAGGGGUCAUAGACUUCUUAUUUAAUUCCAGCUCAUGGCAGAAUUAAAUUAUUCUUUCAGAUUUCGCAGAAAUCCAUCACCAAAUCUUUUCCCUGCUAACUCGUUCACGUCAACACAGGAAAUUAGCUGAAGCGGGUGUGUUAGAGGCAGGAAAACGUGCAGGACAUGGCAGGGGUUGGGGAAAUGUUAAGUAGAGCAACACACUCACUCCUUUUAAUCAUAGCAGUGUCAUUUGUGGUCACAUCACAAUCAAUCAGAUAUACUAUGAAUUAUAAGGGGCAGUGGUAGCCCAACAGUUAAGAUGUUGGAUUACUGAUGGGAAGGUCAUGAAGGAGUUCAAAUCCCGGGACCACUAAGCUGUCACUGUUGGGCCCUUGAGCAACGUCCUUAACCCUCAGCUGCUCUGAUGUAUAAAAGAUAAACGCAAGUC